AUGUGUAUUCGGUCGAAUUAUGGCGCUAUAACGGCCUGGUGUGCUACCUUCGAGAAAAUUGCAAAUAAGAAGACACCCACAUCCGACUCUCACCGAAAUCUCAACCAAUCUCAUCAUCCAACAAACUCUGUAUUCCCUUGCAAUUCUCGAGGAGUUUCGUCUUCUGGUUCUCCCGACAUCUACCGUUGCAUUAUAAUUUUCCUACUUGUCGUCACCCAUAGUCUAGCCCUAGUUACGGCUCUUUCCUCCACAGCAAUAGGUCAGCAAAACAUGGUGAUAAAGGCAAAUGGAUUUGAAGAUUUCCCAGUCAGUGUUUCUUCACUCUUUAAGCAUCUUCAUCGACGACGGACUAAACGAACAACUCUUCAACACCCCGAGCGACAUGCUUGGACGCCGGACCUUGUGACUUUCGUUUGUGACGAACUCACCGAUCCAUGUACACGAGCAGCCUUUCUACGGCGUCACGCUUAUCACGAAAUAUGCUCAAGCCUGCCCCCGCUUUACCUCCUGCCCCAUAUUGAUGAUGUGAUUGAAGGUAGCAAUCAGUCGUCAACGUAUGUCUGCACCUCAGAGGAUAAGGGCGUUAGAAGCACUGAUGGACUCUAUCAUAGAUACCUCCAAACACCUAGUAUUUGUAGGAAAAGUCUGGAGGCUCUGGAUACCAAGAUACGCUCUUCGCUCAAGAUGGAUUUGGACAUGUUUAUGGAUAUAUUAGAGCGGUCGUUUUGCGUUCUCGCCAACAGUACCAACAAUACCAUGUUGGACGAGUGUAUUCAGUGUCGGGUGCCGGAACACUCCACUGACUAUAUUACUCCUUACAGCGGAGUGACGGUUCUCACUGACCUUGCAUUGCCUAUCCAUGUUUCAAUCCCUAGUUUUGCUUCCUCCCGCACGGUGGACCAAUCAGAGGGCGGGAAUGCAGAGAAGGGAGUGCGAUCUGCGCAGGCUGAUUGGUUACUGCAGCGUCGUACGAAGAAGUGUGAGGCAGCAGGAGACUCGGAUCGAGGGGAGGAGAAAGCCUACUGGUCGUGGGUGUGUACAACAGCUUUCCCAAUCUUCUAUCCACUGGCAAAAUUGCCCCCUCUUGAUGGUGGCGAGGAGUCGGCUACGCCGACAACUGCCUUUGCUGCUACCGCCACGACCACGACCACCACUUCCCUCCUUUCGAGCUCGAUCAAAACCACCGAAACCGCCAAAUUACAUAAUCAACUGCGAAACGCCUCCUUUUCCCUCCACCGGACACUGCUGGCUCAACCAAAAGCAGGUGCAGCGACGGCUGCGGCAACUGGAAUCUUCGUCUUGGAGCGGGUCCCCGCCUGCAUGACCUGGUGCACCCAGGUGGAGACUCUCUGUCCCCACUUCAACCCCUCCGACUCCACCUCCAACGGUGGCGAGCCCACAUUCCUCUGUGAUGAAAGUCACUAUCAAUACGCACCACCGGACAGCCCACAUUCGGUUAGUUACUACACCGAUUGUGAGUUUGACUGCUGCUUCUCGGAGCAUGACUUCCUAAUUGACGUAAUCUUGGACGAGAUUUCCCCACCCACCGGCCCCCCUUCCCACCCGUCUUCGGCGGACCACUUGGCAGCGGACGUUCCCAUCACAGCUUCGGCAGAGACGAAGAUGUGGCAGACCGGCGGAGUGAGGGGAGAUAGGGGUGAGGGGGAGUAUUUCAGUCUGACGGAGCGCUGUCUACACCAGCAGCUCUCGGAUAGUCUAGGCGGUGAGGCCGCACCCCCAGUGGUUGAUCAGGCAUUGCUUCGACAGCCCAGUUCUCUGUCUGCUUCUACACUAUCAAAUGCCUUCCUCUCCACUGUCACCGCUACUAUUGUUGUCGUCACGGCUCACCUAGGCUGA
Molecule: messenger RNA, 1857 nt
Organism: Echinococcus granulosus
Lineage: Eukaryota; Metazoa; Platyhelminthes; Cestoda; Cyclophyllidea; Taeniidae
Exons: 5
Coding region: 1-1857 (618 amino acids)
Source: RefSeq, a predicted model, not a curated record